This is a messenger RNA of Colletotrichum higginsianum IMI 349063, 2166 nucleotides long. RefSeq names its product Ankyrin repeat protein. Lineage: Eukaryota; Fungi; Ascomycota; Sordariomycetes; Glomerellales; Glomerellaceae. The record is from RefSeq and is a predicted model, not a curated record. The coding region runs from base 1 to 2166 and encodes 721 amino acids. The transcript has 2 exons. Gene Ontology annotation, molecular function: protein binding.
AUGUCGGCUUCACCUUCUAGCUCGCACGCCACCCAGACCGGGCGCCCGUCGCUAUGGAACGAGUCUUCUGAGCGCAGAUUGGCCAGGCUUUAUGUCUACACAACAUUGCCUCUCGAGAAGAUCGUCAAGGUCGUCCACAGGUCGACUCCCGGCAACAAGGACUGCCCAGGAAAGGAUUCCGCCAACAAGAAGCUCAACUCAAUCCUAGACAAGGAGCCGCGAUGGCUUCAUCCGCGAACCCGAACCGACAUGGAGCGCCGUAUAAGCGCCCUCGACAGCUCUCCCACGCGCCAGACGACACCCGAGAACGCCUAUUCGCCGGGCUACCCCAGGUCCAUCUCGUCCGACUCCCGAUCGCAUUUGAGCGUAAACCCGGACUUCAAGCACGAGAGCGGAAACAGCCCUACCGUCAACGACUUCCAACCUUUUGAACACUCUCGAUCAUCGUCCGCCGGCUGGGGUCCACCGACCGCCGGCCCGCUUCCGACCUUGUUGACGACCGACUUCGCGACUGUGCCGCCGCCCGAGAUGGGAAUCCGUCGUCAGACCACUACACUGACCCUGCAGGAGGUGCUGUCGCAGUACUCGACCGGGUUCAUCCGUCAAGUCGACAAGUUGCUGAAGCGGUACACGAUGCCGAGCAACACCAUGAAAAACCAGUCCCCCAUGGACGAGGACCGCCCCGGCACCGCCGACUCUAACCCGGCGUCGUGGAUUUUCGAGUACGACGCGCCGCAGGGGAACUCGGAGAUGGGAGCCAGACCGCUUCCCGGUGACUUUUUGAACCUGCAUCGCCAUGUGGCCAGACAGGGUUUCUGCAUCGAGGGGUUUCCCGAACACGACUCGCGAUCCUGCUUCUGUCACUUGAAGAACGAGCUCACCUCCGAGUCGUGGGUGACAGACACGGGCCCGUCGCCGUAUGCCCAGCACAUCCUCCUCCACGGCGUGCCCCCCGACGGAAGACUGGACCAGCGCGAUGCUUUCGGCAACACGAUCCUCCACCUUCUCGCCGCCGGUGACGCCCGUCACGAACUCCUCUUCAGAGCCAUCGAGUCCUCGCCCAACCCGUCGGCGACCAACAGCGCCGGCCAGACUUUUCUGCACGUCCUCAACGAUACCUGGUUCGCGCACAAGGCCGUCUCUCUCUUCCAGCUCAUCAAAUACCUGCAGCGCUCCGAGUUCCUGUACGCUUGCGAUGUCUACGGCCGCAACUUCUGCCACGUCCUGCACUCCAAAGAGCACGGCAUCCUGGACCGAGACACGAAGAACGCCCUUCUCAAACUGUUCGACGCCAUGGAGUACUGCCGCCGCGACGCCUUCGGCAACAUCCCCGAGUCCGCCCCGAUCGGACUGCCUGUUCGCCGGGCGUACACUGCUGCUGUCGGCCAGGAGAUGUCGCCAGCGCGGGGCUCUCGCACCUUGCGGCAGGUCUCGUCGCCGAUCGAAGAACAGGCCGAGCUGCUGAAGCUUGUCAACGAUGCGCACACACACGUGAGGAUACAGGACAAGCAGGGUCGGAACGGCCUCCACUGCCUGGCCGACGCCAUCCUCAGCCAGGACUCCCUCUUCGCCAGGUUCCCACAGCACCUCCCCAACGCCAGCGGCAAGGAACAGCAACAACCGACUACGGCGGCGGUGGCGGCGGCGGCUCCUGGUCGCAAGCGCAAGCACAACAAGCCCGUCCUUGGAGGAUCGCUGUUCGACUCGUCCAAGGACCGGCUCACGAUCCGCGAACGGAUCGUCAGGGACCUCAUCGAGCUCGGCGUGGACCCGAACCACUACGACAAGUACGGCAACACGGUGCUCAUGGCCUUUGUCGCGCAGCUGCCCGAGGACGACGACUACAAGAAGCCCGUCCAGAUUCUCGAGUUCCUCAUCGAGGCCGGCGCCGACGUCAACGCCCGCAACAGGAACGGCGAGACGGCGCUGCACAUCGCCGUCCGGAGGGGCAAGAAGCUCGCCAUGCGCACGCUGACCCAGCACGGGGCCAACGCGCACGCGCGCGACGUCGAGGGGCGGAGCGUGCUCCAGGUCGCCGACCGGAUGGUCGUGUCGUCCAAGCAGAACAUCCAGUACUCCCACUACGAGGCUUGUCAUGCCUGGCUAUCCGGGCAGGCCAAGGCCGUGCAGUCUCCGACGGUACAUCAAGAAUGGGAGCUGAGGUAG